Trichoderma atroviride IMI 206040 is the source of this 1533-nucleotide messenger RNA. The record is from RefSeq and is a predicted model, not a curated record. NCBI's taxonomy places the organism in Eukaryota, Fungi, Ascomycota, Sordariomycetes, Hypocreales, Hypocreaceae.
AUGUCUGAAACAUCUGGUACCAAGGGUCCGUCGAACAAUCUAGAUGAAAAUCCGAUAUUGGCUCCUGAGGCGGAUAUUUCUCACGUCGAACAAGGCAAGGCAAAGCAAUCACAACCUAGUGUUCGUGACAAUGUUCUGGCCUUUUGCAUUGUGUUUUGCCAAUUGGUUCAAGCCAUACCAUACGGCGCAGGACUCAUAGCAGCAAUCGACAUACCCAAAGCAAUCGGAGCUCCUCAGGACAAGGCCGUAUGGAUUGCAGCAUCGUACCCAUUGACUCAAGGGGCAUUUGUUUUGAUAGGAGGACGAAUCGGCGCUGUUCAUGGGCACAAGAACACCAUGCUUUUCGGUGCAUGCAUAUACGUCCUGUUCCAUCUAAUCACUGGAUUUAUGAGAACCGCCGAUACUGUCAUUGUUAUGCGUGCUCUCAGCGGCGUCGGCGGAGGAAUCAUGGUUCCCAACCUCGUUGCUAUGCUCACCAUCGCUUUUCCUCCGGGCCUCAUGCGUAAUGUGUGGGUUGGCAUGUUUGGCGCCAUGGGCCCGGUAGGUGCAGCUGGCGGAACCGUGUUCCCCGGCUUUUUCGGCCAGUUGACGGAGUGGUGGUGGCUAUUCUUCUUCUUGGCCAUAUUUGGUGCCGUCGUUUUCGGCGCAACCUCGUUCAUUCUACCUCCCGACGGUGUGCCCAUGGACGCAACCGGUACAAUUGAUUACGUUGGAGCCUACUUUGGAGUUGCCGGCCUUGUCUUGUUUAAUUUUGUAUGGACACAAGCUGCUGUCGUUGGCUGGGAAGAGCCCUAUGUUUAUGCUCUUCUUAUUGUAUCCAUCUUACACUUCGCGCUCUUUGUGCUAUGGGAGGGAAAAUUCGCAAAAGAACCCAUUCUUCCACUCGGAAUUUGGGGCUCUCCGUCGUUUGGACCGAUGGUAUUGUCCGCAUUCAUGUCAUUUAUGGGGGUCGGCAUCUUCCUCUAUUACGUCCAGAUUUGGAACAUUGAGAUCCGCCACUAUUCCAACCUGCUUACCGCCGCGGCCAACUCAGCUUUUGCCAUCGUUGGCACGUGUGGUUGCUUCGUCAGUGCUAUUGCCGUGCGCUAUCUACCUGCUCAGAUAGUCAUGGCCACUGGCGCAAUAGCUGCUGUGGUUGCUGGGAUCAUUUUCGCUACUAUGCCGGCACAGCAGACAUACUGGGCUCAAUGUUUUCCCGCAUUCAUUAUCAUGGGAUUUAGCCCUGACUUCAUCUUUACAGCGACGCAGAUUAUCACCAGUAAUAGCGUCCAGCGGAAACACCAAGGGAUUGCUGGGUCUUUAAUGGGGACCAUUCAGAUGUAUGGCCUCAGUACUGGACUGGGAUUUGCUGGGACAGUCGAGCGAUAUACAAAUGAUGGUGGUCGCGAUCAAGUGGGAGGCAUUCGCCAUGCACUAUAUCUUACAAUCGGCAUGGCAGGUGCCUCUGCAUUGAUAUCUUUACUUCUAAUUCGAAUUCCCAAAGAUCAACGUGAGGGCUGGGAUACAGAAGACGGAGGAGCAGCGGAGGCGUAA